GGUCUUCCGAUAUUCAGAGUCCAAACAGACCCAAAGCCCUCGCCCUUCCUCAAUCCUCUUCGUCUUCCUCCGAACUCGGCGGUUGAAGACUCGCCGUCGCCCUCAAAUCGGCUGAAUCCGCCGGCGCAACGAUGUCGUACGACGACGUGGAGAUUGAAGACAUGGAGUGGAAUGAGGAACUGCAGGCCUUCACGUACCCAUGCCCGUGCGGCGACUUGUUCCAGAUUACGAAGGAGGAUCUUAAGCUCGGUGAAGAGAUUGCUCGGUGCCCUAGCUGUUCUCUUUACAUCACAGUUAUCUACAACAUGGAAGAUUUUCUCGGAGACUCUGAUCAGAAGAAUAACAAAGGACUUCAGCCCUCCAAGCAACAGCCUAUCGUUGUCGCUUGACAAUUCAGAGUCCUCGAACGCGAAUCAUGGUGUAACCACGACAGCUACACAUGUUGUUGCAGAUGAAAUUUUGUCAUCCAUUGUUGUUAUUUCGGAGACGUUCGUCGCCAUUAUAGUUUCUUCUUUUUCUUUUGUUUUCUUCCCCACCCCUUGAAAAAGUAAUUUAUAGAUUCUUGAUCUUUGCACAAUCUAAUGGUAAAGAGUGGUGAUUUCUUUGGUCGAUCUUUCAGACACAGAAUGGAUGAAAAGCUCUAAUGAUCUAAAUCCUUUGCUGUUCCUCA
Messenger RNA from Cucurbita pepo subsp. pepo (vegetable marrow), 670 nucleotides. The record is from RefSeq and is a predicted model, not a curated record. Lineage: Eukaryota; Viridiplantae; Streptophyta; Magnoliopsida; Cucurbitales; Cucurbitaceae.